Messenger RNA from Brassica napus (rape), 999 nucleotides. Its product is annotated as protein LIGHT-DEPENDENT SHORT HYPOCOTYLS 5-like. NCBI's taxonomy places the organism in Eukaryota, Viridiplantae, Streptophyta, Magnoliopsida, Brassicales, Brassicaceae. The record is from RefSeq and is a predicted model, not a curated record. Gene Ontology annotation, biological process: response to light stimulus; mRNA transcription. The coding region runs from base 270 to 821 and encodes 183 amino acids. Gene Ontology annotation, cellular component: nucleus. The transcript has a single exon.
UUCCAUUUUCUCCUUUUCUGUUUCACACUGAAAUAAAAAUGAUGAUGGGACGUAUAAAAAGGUGAGAAACUACAAUAUGAAUAAUCAAAUCCAACUUGUUGCUUGUGACUUGUGACUUAACAUAAGAUAAGAACUCAUCCUUUCUUUCUCUCUCAGACACACGACCCACACACACACACACACACACACACACACACACACACAAAGAUUCACAAGCAAAAUCAAGACUAAAAUCUAAAGAACGUCCUGACAUAAUUACACGAUCAAAAAUGGAGGGAGCGGCGAUGGCAGCGGCGAGUUCCUCAUCAUCACCAAGCCGCUACGAGUUGCAAAAGAGACGAGACUGGAACACUUUCCUUCAGUAUCUAAAGAACCACAAGCCACCUUUAACCCUGUCUCGUUGCAGUGGCGCACACGUCAUCGAGUUCCUUAAGUACCUCGACCAGUUUGGUAAGACCAAAGUCCACGUCGCGGCUUGUCCCUUCUUCGGAGUACCGUACCCACCGGCUCAGUGCACUUGCCCUCUCAGGCAGGCUUGGGGAAGCCUCGACUCUCUCAUCGGCCGUCUAAGGGCUGCGUUCGAGGAGAUCGGCGGUGGUCUUCCAGAGUCAAACCCUUUAGCUGCCAAAGCGAUUAGGAUCUAUCUUAAAGAAGUACGUGAAACUCAGGCUAAGGCUCGAGGGAUUCCCUACGACAAGAAGAAACGGAAACGACCUCGUACAGCUAAGGCAGCUCAAAAUCCCCAUGAUGGAUCGAGUGGUGGAGAAGGUGCCGGUGGAAGUGGUGAUUCUGCUUUGGUUGUUUCUGCAACUGUGGUAUAGUCCAAAUAUAAGAUGCUAAUUCUAAAUAUAAGAAAACUUUGGUAUAGUAAUUCUCUGGUGUUCUUUACUUUAUAAAUUUUAUAUGUUGUGUAGUCGUUUAUUUGAGUUGUAGAAUGCAAUUAUAAAUGGAAAAAGACGGAUCAUAGAUUAUUAUAACAUGGAUCUUAUUAUGUUUAGU